UCUCACAUAGGCUUUAUCUGUCUUCACUAGAUUAAUCUGAUGCCGUGUUAAGUUUGUGCAUCACUGCAACAUCUAGACAGAGUGCACAAGAGGGUUUUUAAAAAAGUAGAGCCGGACAGGUUUCGAGCUGCUGCGAGUGUGCAGUGUUUGGGUUUUGAGUGUGAGGAAGCUGUGUGGUUAGAGUGUUGGCUCAAAGGUGUCAGAGCUGAAAACACUUCCUCGUCCUCUUUUACUCUCAUCACUCCGACCUGCAGAGAACACCAACGGCUCACAGUCCAACUCAGAGCUGGCUGACCUCACGUGUGACUCAGAUUUCACAUUGUCUUAGUUAACUUGAUAUAAGACUCCUAUCUCAGUAAAAUUAUUAGUGUAACGUUUGUGUGUGACGUUAAGAAGCACUGGGGGAAUGUGAAAACUGAUAAAGAGAAGACAGCAGCAAGUUGUGUUGCAUCAUUUCAUAAAUAACUUUGAUUUCAGGUGUAGAGCAGGUCUUCCUCCCUUAUGAGCGAUGCCUCGUUCUUUCUUGGUGAAGCGAGGAGGGCUGCACCACCCUCGGCCCACAGCAGGAAGCCCCAGCCCUGGGUCAACCCCAGUGAUGUUCAGCCAGCUACAUCAAAAGAUCCAGGGGUCCUGGGAUACACCCCUGGAGUUCUCCAAAGCAGAAACACCAGAUAAUAACGCAGAGUCCAUCACACUGUUGUUGCAGCAGGCCCCUCCUGCUACCAGUCACUCUGAUGGGAGUGGGCACCUUCAGCCAUUGAGCCCUAAAUCUUAUGACUGUAGACCUGCUGAGCCUUGCAGUCCUGUCAACUCAAAUACUUUUACCCCCGUGGAGAAGGUCGACUCUGGCUCUCCCACACCGGCAGUAUGGUCCAGUCCUCAGAUCCUGAGGGAGACCAGGAGCAGCAGCUGCUCGAAGAUCAGCGCUCCGAGGCAACAGUGUCCACUCUGUAGCAAAAUAUUUUCAUGUCUGUCUAGUUUGAAGACUCACAUAUGCAAAAGUCAUGGAAGCAGAGCGCCUCUGUCAGCAGCACACAUCAAGCCCAGGAGGACAAAUACUCCACCAUCACCAAGCAGGGGCAAAGAGAGGACGUUUGGCUGUUCAGUGUGUGGAAAAGUGUUCAAGCGCUCCUCCACCCUCUCCACUCACCUGCUCAUACAUUCAGACACCCGGCCGUAUCCCUGCCAGUACUGUGGCAAAAGGUUCCACCAGAAGUCUGACAUGAAGAAACACACCUUCAUACACACCGGAGAGAAGCCCCACGUGUGUCAGAUAUGCGGGAAGGCGUUCAGCCAGAGCUCCAACCUCAUCACCCACAGCCGCAAACACAAGGACGACCGGCCCUACCGCUGCCCCCGCUGCCUCUACAGCUUCCAGCACAAAGUGGACCUGCGGCAGCACCAGGACCACCACUGCACCUACCGCUGACUCCAACACAGCUGAGUCAGCCUUUUUCAAUAAGCAGUGGUAAACACAUUCAGGACAGAAAACUACUGACUGUGUUGCUUUUAUGACCAAGUCAAAUCUUUUAUGCAAAGCAAUAGUAGUUUACGUGUUAGAAAGACAGUGUUCGCAGGUUCAACACAGUAUUAGUAGACUAUUUCAUACCUCUUGCAGAAAAGCUAAACUUGGUGACUGUGGUCACCUCGAAUCUACAGUGUACUCGUUCAAUUGUAAAAAUCCAAGUGCCACUAUUCUCUCAUGUGUUUUAUAUUUAUAUACGAGGUGGUUCGUGGUUAUUGACUUUUUAAAGCUGAGAAAUAACAUGUCAUCGUUUGGUUCUUGACAAAAUAAUGACUGCCGUUAUUAUAGAUGACAGCCACUGAAUUCAGUUUAUAAGAGACUCUGUAUAUUUCCCACAUGGUGUGUCUUCUUCUGUGUGAUCUGUGGUCAUCUUAGGGUGUGGGGGAAAUUGCCUGCUAACACUCAGGGCACAUGAAAUAAAAACACAAAACGCUGACGAGUUAGUAAAAUAUAUUGUAUAAAAAAGGGCAGAACUCCAAUGUUUAUGUGCAGCUGAACUUCUACAGUGAACUGAUUCAACAGUGUAGAAUUAUAGCUUUAACACAAACAGGUGACACUACAUGAUUUCAUAACAUCUCUCACUUUAAAAGCAUCAUCAGUGUCAGCUAAAUGAUCUAAAUCCAGAAGCAGUGCAGUCCACAGUUUCCACAAUUUAUCACAGCAAGAGUUCACACUGAGCCCAAUACAUAGAUGUAUAAUUUGUUCUUUUGCUUUGUGUUGUGUUUAUUUAGCUUAAGUUUCAGAGAUUUUUUGUUCAGUUGUCAAACUCCAUAUAAGCUCUGGCAACAACAUCAUUGGAGUAGUUUCCACUUGUUGUGUUUUUAUCCACUUUAUCAUAGGAGUGGGCGUUUCCAAACCCCCAUACUGUAGGCUACUAUCCCUCGUGCAGAAAUAAUAAAAGAGAAAGUCAGCAAACAAAGUGUGAAGAAGGUUGAUACAUGUACAAGUCGACUGAUUCAGUAAAACAAACCUUUCAGCUGCUGCUUUCUGCUCCAGCUGGGAAAUUUCUCCUGUAUCUUUUCACUCAACUCAACCAAGAUCUAGAUGGAGGUGUUCCUCACUGUCCCAGAAUGAAAUGGCUUGAAAUGGGUUGGACCCUCCUUGUAACAUGAGGCUCUACUGGGGAAAUGUGAGUAAAACAAUAGUAGUUGUUAAACCUCCAUCAGUCUCCAGGUUUUUACUGUGGUCUCCUCAGCCUCUGUCCAGUGCUUUUCCAGCCCUGGACUCUCUGGAGAUGAUGCCAGCAAUGAGAACUCGAUGGAGAGCUAUCACCAGCAGUGCUGUUGCACACUGACCCUCUGUUCACCCUGCAGGAUGGGUGUGUUUAAUGUAUAUUCUCCCCCAGCAGAAGCCCCACCUCCUCUGCUUUAGAGGAAAAGGAGGAGAAAAAAGGAAACCUCAUUUACAAGAAAUGGCACCUGACUGUAACUGGCACAGAGUGCAGGCAGACAGGUACAAACAACAGAUUACUACAUACAGGUAGCAGGAAGAGGAGUCUACAGUGUUAGCAGCCCAAAGGCAAACACAGUGGACAGUGGAUAAGCAGGUGGACCUGGAAACAGGAAGAAGGUAUGGGAACAUUGGUUGGAUGAGUAUGACAGGGAGGCCAAUAAACAGGGCUGAGACAGAAAUCAUGACAACUAAGCUAAAUGAACAAAGAAGUCAUGUUUGUUUUGGCUCUAUGUUAUGUUUAUGCAAUGUAAGUUUUGACAUAAGACACACAUUACAGUGUUUCAUUUAUGAGUCACAGGAGGAUCCCUCAGAAACUUUAGUUGUGAACAGCUUCAGCUGUUAAAAGCCGUUGCUUUUGUACCACUGAGCUCUGGCAACAACAUCAUUGGAGUAGUCUUUCCCUGUUGUGUUUUCA
Messenger RNA from Lates calcarifer (barramundi perch), 3392 nucleotides. Its product is annotated as zinc finger protein Gfi-1b. NCBI's taxonomy places the organism in Eukaryota, Metazoa, Chordata, Actinopteri, Centropomidae. The record is from RefSeq and is a predicted model, not a curated record. The coding region runs from base 509 to 1429 and encodes 306 amino acids. Gene Ontology annotation, molecular function: DNA-binding transcription factor activity, RNA polymerase II-specific; RNA polymerase II cis-regulatory region sequence-specific DNA binding. Gene Ontology annotation, biological process: regulation of transcription by RNA polymerase II. The transcript has 7 exons.